Pterocles gutturalis (yellow-throated sandgrouse) is the source of this 1272-nucleotide messenger RNA. RefSeq names its product rab-like protein 6. Gene Ontology annotation, cellular component: cytosol; nucleus. Gene Ontology annotation, molecular function: GTP binding. The transcript is spliced from 9 exons. The annotation marks the transcript as partial. Lineage: Eukaryota; Metazoa; Chordata; Aves; Pterocliformes; Pteroclidae. The record is from RefSeq and is a predicted model, not a curated record.
CCACUGACGACAUCGUUAAAGUUGAAGUCUGGGAUGUAGUUGACAAAGGAAAAUGCAAAAAACGAGGAGAUGGUUUGAAACUGGAGAAUGACCCUCAGGAGGCAGAGUCAGAAAUGGCUCUGGAUGCAGAGUUCCUGGAUGUCUAUAAGAACUGCAAUGGCGUAGUGAUGAUGUUUGACAUCACCAAACAGUGGACAUUUAAUUAUAUUCUGAGGGAGCUUCCCAAAGUGCCGACCCACGUUCCAGUGUGCGUGCUUGGGAAUUACCGAGACAUGGGGGAGCACCGGGUCAUUCUGCCUGGUGACGUGCGGGACCUCAUCAACAAUCUAAACAGGCCUCCUGGCUCCUCAUAUUUUCGCUACGCUGAGUCUUCCAUGAAGAACAGCUUUGGCCUCAAGUACCUGCACAAGUUCUUCAACAUCCCUUUCUUGCAGCUGCAGAGGGAGACGUUGCUACGGCAGCUGGAGACGAAUCAGCUGGAUAUUGAUGCAACUUUGGAGGAGCUGUCAGUGCAGCAAGAGACAGAAGAUCAAAACUACGAACUCUUCCUUGAAAUGAUGGAAGCCCGAAGUCGAGGACACACAUCGCCACUAACAGCUAACGGGCAAAGCCCUUCCUCUGGCUCCCAGUCACCCAUAGUACCUCCAAGCUCCACAUCAACGGGCAGCUCCAGCCCUGGCACCCCACAGCCACCGCAGCUGCUUUCCACAAGCUCCACCAUCUCUCCCGAACCCCCCCCAUCUUUUUCACCAGUGCCUGCACCUGAAGCCCAGCAGCCUCAUGCGCCUCCACCAGCUACAGCCUCCCCAGCACCUCCACCUGCAGCCCCGCCACCGAAGCGCAGCAUUAUUUCCCGUCUGUUUGGGACAUCUCCUGCGUCAGACCCCUCUCCCCCCCAGCCAGAUGCUGCUGCUGCUCCUCCUCCCCACCCCGAAGCCCCUGCAAAAGUACAGAGUGUAGAGGACUUUGUUCCUGACGAUCGCCUGGACCACAGCUUUCUAGAAGACCCAGCCCCGCAGAAGGACAAAGGGAAACCGCAGACCAAACACCGUGUCGACAGUGAGAGAGACAGUGGAAUCAAGUGCACCCUCAGCAAAUUUGCAGAUGACACCAAGCUGACUGGUGUGUUUGACACGCCUGAGGGACGGGAUGGGAUCCAGAGGGACCUGGGCAAGUUCAAGAAGCGGGCCUGUGGGAACUUCCUUCCUUCCCCAGGCCAGGUCCUGCACCUGGGUUGGGCCAACCCCUGGUAUCAGUACGGGCUGGGGGAGA